This is a messenger RNA of Grosmannia clavigera kw1407, 1050 nucleotides long. RefSeq lists its product as uncharacterized. The record is from RefSeq and is a predicted model, not a curated record. Bases 1 to 1050 code for a protein of 349 amino acids. NCBI's taxonomy places the organism in Eukaryota, Fungi, Ascomycota, Sordariomycetes, Ophiostomatales, Ophiostomataceae. The transcript is spliced from 2 exons.
AUGUCCAACAAUCCGAAGACGAUGGAUAUUUCGCCUAAUAGCAAAUCGUCGAAGAUGGCUAUCCUGGCUAUCACGAAAGCUAAGCACGAGACAGCCCGGCGAAUUUCAAACGAAGUACGGAAGACAUACGAAGCCCUGUCGCGCAACGUGGAGCCGGACGUGGAGCCAGACCAGGAGCAGGUGGAGCCAAACCCUCAAGCCAGCCUUCAACUGGCAUCGCUAGGGGUUGAGCUGGCGUUAAAGGAAAAGGAAGCUAUUCGAUUAGAGCGAGAUGUUGUUAUCCAGGAGCAGGAUGCUAGUCUACUGAAACACAAGUUGGCCAACAAACGGCUCCGAGACAUAACCAGCGCUACUUAUCUGCCGGAGACGACCUGUGGAAACAGCAGAAGGAGAAGAUACGUUUUGACGAUCCUGGAGUCUCGAGCGGAAUCACUUCACCGAGCAGGGAACGCACUUCUUAUGUCGCACCGUAUUAAGGGCUGGUUCGACAGCUAUCAGCUCGUGGUUGUUCCAUUUGACUCCAAUGAAUCACCAAUCACUCGAUGGCGGACAGACGUCCUUUCCUCCGACAUCAACAACAUGUAUAUUGGCAGCGAAAAUUUUACAUCCACAGACUUGAAUGGAAAGGAGCUACAGUUCCUCAAUGAGAAGCGUCCAGUCUCACGCUUCCUUUACUUCCAUUUCAUUAUGACGCUUGUCCGCAUUAAGGACACCCAACGUCGCGGAUGGGAGGAUAUCUGGGCCCGAUACUACGAGCAGCGCCCUUUUCCAACACCAGGAAACUAUAUGCGGAAAAGCAUGUUACUCGCCCUUGCCACGCAUUUUGAAACGGCUGACAUGAAUGUGGUUGAUUCCUGGAUCAAAGACCACGGCUUUGACACCCCUUUGAAGUUAACCGACGAAGAGGCUACAGAAGCGGCCCGCCGAGUGCAUUUGGCUGUAGAAGAUGCCAUUGCUUGCGCUGAGAAGUCAGAAAGUCAAAGGGAGGAGCGCUCGGAGGAGAGUGGGGAGGAGAGAUCAGAAGAGAGUUCAGAAGAGGAUUUUUUGUAG